AAUUCAAUGGCUGUAACGUAACGAACGACCGAGUAUUAUGAAGCCAGCGCUUGAAGGUCCGCGAUACUCUCCGUGAAAUUUGGGCUUCGACUAGUUCAGAUCAAUAUUUGAUAGAUAAGAUUUUACUUAAGUGCUACAUACUGUCCUGGAUUAUGUUGGUACUCAUGAUGGAUAACUUAGAUUCGCAUGAUGCGUUCUUUUUCCGACUCAACCACUCUGCCCACUCCAGAAUACCUGUUCGCCCCUUUAAAUAGACAUUUAAUUAGUAUUAUUGUUUUCAUAAGGGUCUUGAAAUGAGGGCAAGGCUGAAAUAGCUCGCGGAUACGGUCGCAAUUUUGGCCGGGAGGGUACCUAAUGGGCACAGUUAGGACAACCGUCAGGUUAAGCACAUAUCGGUCAGGCAUCAGCCUGCCUAAGUUUCGGAGCCAAUACAAAGUCAGAACCACGGAUAUACAAUGGACUUUGACUUCCAAUGGAGACCUUAUAAUUACUAGGUAGGUAGGCUUUCGUGCUGAUUUAUUCUAGUAGUUUCUUCACACUGAAAUCUCAACCCUAUCUACAUAACUUCGCCUUCAAGCCUUCAAAAGCCCAGACCCUAGAGAGCUCAGCAUAGAAGAAAAAUGACGCGAAGCAACCCUUUCAGGGACGUCGAUAUAGUGGUUGAUGGAGAUCGUCCUUGGGUGGACAAAAACGAUGAACCCAAAUUCAGAACAGGCGAUGAAGUAUAUAUCUCUGCAUCAGGAACAGAACCACGCAAGGGACCCUACACGAUAGAAAACGUGGAUACAUCUUCGACUCCUGCGACGUACACCCUAAGCGACACCAACGGAAUCGCUGAGAAUGGCGACUCUUUUGAAGAAAGUAAGCUUGAGUCGAAGUAGGGACCUAAACGAUCAUAGGUUAGGUACCUAUUAACUACCUACCUACCCAGGCACCUAGUAGGGGUACCUACAUUGUAAGCCCGCGUCUUUGGCUUAGGGUGUUAGGUACUGAGGCAUAUGCUAGGUACCUAUCCAGGCAGCAGGUACUUGUCGACAUACCUGUGUAUGUACUUCUCAGGCCUUUAUUGUCGGAUAAGGCACCUAGAACUCUAUGUAUUACCUACAUGUACGUACCUACCUAUAGGUAGCCUUAUUUCCCAUGAAUGCACCCAUAUUAAAGUAGCUGCCCGACACCGCCCCCUCUUCUUUUACCUGCACCUUAAGGUA
Hypoxylon trugodes is the source of this 1208-nucleotide messenger RNA. RefSeq lists its product as uncharacterized. NCBI's taxonomy places the organism in Eukaryota, Fungi, Ascomycota, Sordariomycetes, Xylariales, Hypoxylaceae. The record is from RefSeq and is a predicted model, not a curated record. The transcript is spliced from 3 exons. The coding region runs from base 621 to 881 and encodes 86 amino acids.